AUGCCAUUUGCCCAAAUUGUUAUCGGACCCCCCGGUUCAGGAAAAUCAACAUACUGUAACGGGUGUUCUCAAUUUUUCAACGCCAUCGGCAGGCAUGGCCAAAUAGUGAACAUGGAUCCAGCUAAUGAUGCUCUACCAUAUCCAUGUGCAGUAGACAUUCGAGAUUUUGUGACUCUGGAGGAGAUUAUGCAAGAGCAACAACUGGGCCCCAAUGGAGGGUUGAUGUAUGCUGUGGAAUCGUUAGAUGAAUCCAUCGAUCUUUUCAUACUACAAAUAAAAUCUCUAGUUCAAGAGGAGAAGGCAUAUUUAGUCUUUGAUUGUCCUGGACAAGUAGAGUUGUUUACUCAUCAUUCAUCUCUGUUCAAAAUCUUCAAAAAAUUGGAAAAGGAACUAGAUAUGCGAUUUUGUGUGGUGAAUUUGAUUGAUUCUUUCUAUAUUACCUCCCCAUCACAGUAUGUUUCCAUUUUGCUGUUGGCUUUGAGAUCUAUGUUAAUGAUGGACCUACCGCAAAUCAAUGUUUUCUCCAAGAUUGAUAUGCUGAAAUCCUAUGGAGAACUACCUUUUAGAUUGGAUUAUUACACAGAAGUGCAAGAUUUAGAUUAUUUACAGCCAUUUAUUGAGAAGGAGAGUUCCAGUGUUUUGGGUAGAAGAUAUAGCAAGUUAACAGAAACGAUUAGUGAAUUGGUUUCCGAUUUUAAUUUGGUCUCAUUUGAAGUCUUAGCUGUAGAUGAUAAACAAAGCAUGAUUAAUUUACAAAGUGUAGUAGACAAGGCUAAUGGAUAUAUAUUUGGAGCAUCUGAAGUAGGUGGUGAUACUGUUUGGGCAGAAGCCACGCGAGAAGGUGCAAUGAUGGUAAAUUAUGAUAUACAGGACAGAUGGAUAGAUAACAAAGAAAAGUACGAUGAAGAGGAGAGAAAAAGACAAGAGGAACAAGCCAAAGAGCAGAACAUGCAAGAAAAGGAGGUAGACGUGGAUAAUGAGGACGAAUGGGAAAAGGCAUUGAAGGAUUGGGAAGAAAAACAAGGAACAGGCUAUGUAAGGUAA
This is a messenger RNA of Naumovozyma castellii, 1044 nucleotides long. It is a transcript of the gene GPN2, whose product is annotated as GTPase GPN2. The record is from RefSeq and is a predicted model, not a curated record. The coding region runs from base 1 to 1044 and encodes 347 amino acids. The transcript has a single exon. NCBI's taxonomy places the organism in Eukaryota, Fungi, Ascomycota, Saccharomycetes, Saccharomycetales, Saccharomycetaceae.